Oncorhynchus keta (chum salmon) is the source of this 1910-nucleotide messenger RNA. RefSeq names its product SUN domain-containing protein 1-like. NCBI's taxonomy places the organism in Eukaryota, Metazoa, Chordata, Actinopteri, Salmoniformes, Salmonidae. The transcript has 16 exons. Gene Ontology annotation, cellular component: meiotic nuclear membrane microtubule tethering complex; nuclear envelope. Gene Ontology annotation, molecular function: protein-membrane adaptor activity. Gene Ontology annotation, biological process: nuclear envelope organization. The record is from RefSeq and is a predicted model, not a curated record. The coding region runs from base 173 to 1795 and encodes 540 amino acids.
ACUGCGUCCCCCAUUCUAUUUCUAGGGUUCCAUAGACGCAACAUUCUAAACGCGCUGGAAAUUCCAGUGUUUUCCACACACUGGCUCAUUAGCAAAGUUACACUUUCUGCUGCUACAUCUGAGUUUAAAGAUUGCAAUAAUUACUGUAUGAAUUGGCUAACAAGACUCGGUCAUGUCUAGAAGAAGUGCAAGGCUUCUUAAUGGAGGGUACUAUGACCAGUCCUCUGAUGAUGAAUCCUCUGGCUCCAUUGUCUCCUACAAGGAAAGCCCUGUGCCUAGGGUAUUCAACAAGAGGAAAAUGAGAACUGGGGGCCAUAAGGGAAUCCAAAAUCCAAAUCGGCCAAUCAACGGCGAUGAAUUAAUUGGCAUGGUGCCAACUGUGAGGGCUGUCCAGAGAAGGCAGACCUUCCUGUCUCCUACUGUGGUCCCUGUUCCUGUGACCCCUGCUGCCUCUGUGGCCCUGCAGCCCAGCAUGAGCUCCUCCAGCAUUGGCUUCACCAGAAUUGACAGCUCUGGCUACUGCUCUGAUUCUGAGGAGCCACUGAGGGCCAAGCCAUGUUCCAGCGGGAUAGGCACUAGGGCCAGCGCUAGCUGCAGCUGGUCAUGUUUCCCGAAUGGUUUGCCAUCCUGGUUUGUCAUCUUCCUCCUGCCUGUUCUCCUGACCUUCCUAUUUGUCUUUCCGAUUGUGUUCCCCACCAUGAACCUCAACCUUCCAAUGAACCGCCCGACUCAACCUGACUCUCCACUCGACCUGACUCCAAAGGCUACGUAUGGGAGUCCUAUCAUGGAUUCAGCUCUCAAAAACAAAAUGGACACCAUCCAGAGAGAGAUUGAGAUCCUUAAACAGAAAGCACACCAGCACCAAGGCAUUUCCCAGCAGAUGGUACAAAGACUGAAUAUAGACAUGAGGGGAGUAAGGAGCGAGAUUAACAACGUCAGAGAGAAGGUGAACAGUGUCUCUAUUUCUGUCUCUGCUGCCGGAGAGCGUCUGGCCCAGGACGCUGCAGAGUUCAGCAGCAAGAUGUCUGAUUUCCAAGAGGAACAAUCCAUUACCACACAGCUGGUCAGAGCCCUGGAGGACACCAGUGAUACGCUGCAGCAACAGGUGACCUCCAUUCAAAACCAUCCUCCCCCUGCUCCCACACCAGAAAACAUACACAUGACACCUGCUUUUAAAGAGGCCAUGGAGAAAUGGCUGAGUGACCGACUGGCCCAGAAUGAGAGAUGGGACGUGAAACAGUUGAUAAAGGAUUGCAGUCGUCCAUUGGCGGACCGACUGCCUGACUUUGCCUUGGAGUCUCAAGGUGGCAGUAUUGUAACCAGCAGAUGCUCUGAGACUUAUCAGACCCGUUCGGCCUGCGUGAGCUUCCUGGGGAUUCCCCUGUGGUAUCCUGCAGAGACCCCUCGGACCGUCAUCCAGGGCCAGCAGGUGCUGCCUGGCAAGUGUUGGCCAUUUCCUGGGGCCCAGGGCACUAUGACCAUUGCCCUGUCUCACCCCAUCCACGUGACCCACGUCUCUCUGGAACACCUCUCCACUGCAGUCUCCCCUAAUGGGCGCAUCGACAGCGCCCCCAAGGACUUUGCAGUCUACGGAAUGUCUACUGUCGGCGAAGAGGGAUCACUGCUCGGAAUGUUUACUUAUGACCAGGCUGGAGAUCCCCUACAGACGUUCGAAUUGCCUAACCCUACUGCAGUGUAUCGGUAUGUGGAGCUCCAUGUCCUCAGCAACUGGGGUCACCAGGACUACACCUGUGUGUACCGCUUCCGGGUUCACGGCAAGAUGUCUUUCUUUUGAGGGCGAUCGGCUAUCCAUCUCAACCCCUGUGUGUGUCCACCCCAACCCCAGAAUUUUCAUUUUCAUACUGGAGCAUAUAUUUUGCCUCUAAAUAAAAUCUCUAUUGGGCAGUGUU